AUGCAGAGACGACGGACGUACUCGCUGCCUUCAGCGAGGCGAGAUCACGAAUGCAACGAUUCUGAACUGCGACUCGACCGAAUUCUCACCCAUCUCUCAUUCCUUAGAAUUCACAUCGAUAACAUAGUCCUUCCGCAAGAAAAUGAGCUCAUAGAGCGAUUAUACCGAGAGGGAGCGUUGUACGGGUUUAACCUUGAGUAUCAGUUUCCAUGUCUGGAAAGUGUUUCGAAGUCGCUGAGGGCCUCAGUUCGAAUACCAGCUAAAAGCUUUACAAUGACGGAUAUCCAGUUUCGGCAUAAAAGAGUAGUCCUACUUCACAUGAAUACGGAUAUAAUUCCAUUCUGGAACCGAGAACACCUUAAGAUGCGUCUGCAUAUUCAGCUGAAUACUCGUGGAAAGUUUUCGACGCGGCUGCUUGCCCAAUGUACUGUACCGCUAGCUGAGCUUCUCAUUCCGCCGUUUUGCAUUUGUCGUGACUUCAACUUCAUCGCUACGAAAGGAAUGACUUUCGAAGGAUCUUCACUUAUUCGCAUUGAUUUGGGAAGUCGUGAUAAGAAAUUGAUGGAGAAGCUUAACAAUUUAAGGGAUCCUUUGUUGGAAUCUACUUAUGUAGUGCAUGGCGUAAGCACCGAAAAGCAUCCUGGAACUCGCUCGACAAGUAGUUCGCAGUCUCUGCCAAGUGAAAAUAGACCACCUUCCAGGCACAUUCCACCUCAUAGAGUCACUUCCAAGCCUGGUGCUGUACCAUUUCACGAGAGAAUCCCAUCGAAUCUCACGGAUUUCUCGGAUUCGGUUUUUGAGGACCACCUCGCUACCAAACAUCCAGUUAUACAUAGUACCGGUAGGGAAUUUCGACCUGCUGUAAGAUCAGACACAUCCUCAACUGCUAGAGAAAGGGAAAGAGCGAGCCCGCUCAAAAAAUGUCUAGUCCAACUAACAGUCCAUGAGGCGAGAGGCCUCCCUGCAGUUCAAGAUGAGAGAAACCGGUACAUAUCUCCGAAUACGUACAUUUCUGUCUUGGGAAGAGACGGAGAGUUGAGGUCUUCAAUAUGUGAGCGAUCAAGGCGCCCACUAUGGAACUGGUCUGCACGAUUUUACGUUUCCGGAGAACGACGUAAUCUCCUUGUGAAGGUCUUUCAUCGAGAUAAUGAUGGUGAUAAGUUACUCGGAUUCGUAUCAAUCCCAUUGCCUGUUGAGGAGGCACGGAGGGUCGACUAUGAGAUGGUGGAUCUUUCUGGAAGAGCAGGUGCAAAUGGAGAGGUGCCAGUUUUGACGAUGUCCAUGGAAACAAUUGAUCAGAACAUGAGCAGACCGCCAAGUUCGUAUACUGAUGGGCUGUCUCCCAGCCCAAGAAUAACGCCACCACAUCUCCGUUCGUCCUCCACUUCGUCAAUCUCCGAAAUAUCAGCUCGUGAUCAGCGAACGAUUAUUACAGCUACACGUGAAGAACUGGCCGAAAAAUUGAGGAGGAACCUCGCCGACCUGGAUCGACUAAUGAAAAAUAUCAAAGAAUGA
Molecule: messenger RNA, 1515 nt
Organism: Necator americanus (New World hookworm)
Lineage: Eukaryota; Metazoa; Nematoda; Chromadorea; Rhabditida; Ancylostomatidae
Exons: 11
Coding region: 1-1515 (504 amino acids)
Source: RefSeq, a predicted model, not a curated record